AUCAGUGCUAUGAAAGGUUGCGAUAUCUUUGAAGGAAGGUGGGUGAAGGACGACUCCUACCCGCUCUACCCUGAGGGAACAUGCCCUCACAUCGAUGAACCUUUCGACUGUUACCAUAAUGGCAGGCCUGAUCGCUCUUAUCAGAAACUCCGCUGGCAACCCAGUGACUGUCAAAUUCCGAGGUUGAAUGCGACUGAUAUGUUGGAGAGAUUGAGAGGAAAGCGGCUGGUAUAUGUUGGCGAUUCAUUGAACAGAAACAUGUGGGAAUCUUUGGUCUGCGCCCUCCGGAACUCUGUCAAAGAUAAAAGAAAGGUUUUUGAGGCAUCCGGUAGGGAAGAAUUCAGAACAGAGGGCUCCUAUUCCUUCGUCUUCGAGGACUACAACUGCUCCGUGGAGUUCUUCCGCUCGCCAUUUCUGGUUCAGGAGUGGGAGAUGCCAAUAACGAACGGGGAGAAAAGGGAGACGCUUCGGCUCGACAUUGUCGAGCGAUCAUCUUCCAAGUACAAAGAUGCAGAUGUCAUCAUCUUCAACACAGGGCAUUGGUGGACUCAUGAGAAGACCGCCAAAGGGAAAGACUACUACCAAGAAGGCAAUCACAUCUACAGUGAACUGAAUGUGGAGGAAGCAUUGCGGAAAGCUCUGAGUACGUGGGCAAAGUGGGUGGAUACCAAUGUGAACCGCGAGAAAUCCCUGGUCGUCUUCAGGGGCUAUUCCAACUCCCAUUUCAGCGGGGGGCAGUGGAAUUCAGGCGGGCAAUGCGACCAAGAGACGGAACCCAUCCAGAACGAUGAAUACCUCACAACAUAUCCAUCAAUGAUGACUCUGCUGGAAUCUGUGAUCAAGGGAAUGAAGACUCCUGUCUCGUAUCUGAACAUUACAAGAAUGACAGAUUACAGGAAGGAUGCUCACCCUUCCAUUUACCGUACGCAGAAUAUGACGGAGGAGGAGAUGAGAGAUCCAGAGAAAUACCAGGAUUGCAGCCACUGGUGCCUCCCUGGAGUGCCGGAUUCAUGGAAUGAGUUACUCUAUGCACAGCUGAUCAUCAAACAGCAUAAUCAACUGCUAUGACAAAUAGAAGCAAACUUGGGAAGGAGAUCAAUCAAACCAAAGAGGGGAUCAAAAAGUGG
Messenger RNA from Musa acuminata subsp. malaccensis (wild Malaysian banana), 1127 nucleotides. RefSeq names its product protein trichome birefringence-like 1. Gene Ontology annotation, molecular function: O-acetyltransferase activity. Gene Ontology annotation, cellular component: Golgi apparatus. The record is from RefSeq and is a predicted model, not a curated record. Lineage: Eukaryota; Viridiplantae; Streptophyta; Magnoliopsida; Zingiberales; Musaceae.